AUGGCGCCUUUAAAAGCACCAGGACCGGAUGGGAUGCCACCACUUUUCUACCAACACUUUUGGGGGACGAUGAACCAAGAGGUAACAUCUACAAUUCUUACUUGGCUGAAUUCAAGUAAUUUGCCUCAUCCAAUAAAUCAUACUUUCAUCACCUUAAUCCCAAAAGUGAAAAAUCCUGUAUUAGUUUCUGAAUAUCGCCCUAUAAGUUUAUGUAAUGUGUUGUACAAGAUAUUUUCCAAAGUUCUUGCAAAUAGAUUGAAAAAAUUCAUGCCAGAACUUAUAACUAAGCAUCAAUCUGCUUUUGCAAAAAAUAGGCUUAUUUCAGAUAAUGUUUUAGUUGCUUUCGAGACUUUACAUUGUAUGAAAAAUCAUAAUUCAGGAAAAACAGGUUUUAUGGCUGUCAAGCUUGAUAUGAGCAAAGCAUAUGAUAGGGUGGAGUGGGAUUAUUUACAGAAACUAAUGGAGAAUAUGGGAUUUUGCACAAGAAUAUUCAAGGCAAGAUUUUUCCCUCAUUGUUCAUUCAUGGAAGCCAAGGAAUCGACAACUGGGUCAUAUGCUUGGAAAAGCAUUUUGAAGGGAAGGGAGGUCAUCAAAAUGGGAUCAAGAUUUCAGGUUGGGAAUGGAAAAAACAUUAAAAUAUGGCAGCACCAUUGGCUUCCCAUUAAACACCCACCUUUAGUUACUUCUCCAAUCAUUGAGUCUAUGGAGGAUGCCACGGUUGACUGUUUAAUAGAUGAGAACACAGGGAAAUGGGAUGCUGAAAUGUUGGACGGAGUUCUUAAUCUAGCAGAAGUUGAACUUGCAAAGAAGAUUCCUCUUGCCCGAAGCCAAACUGAAGACUCUCUGAUUUGGCCUUUCACGGCAAAUGGACAAUACAAUUGCAAAUCCGGAUCUCACUUUCUAAAGGACUUGGAGACCGGGGCUAAAGGAGGCACACAACCGGACUUGGAUAAAAAAAUCUGGAAAAGCAUUUUGUCAUUGGAGAUUCCAAACAAAUACAAAAAUUUUUUGUGGCAUGCAUGCAGAGACUCUCUCCCAACAAAGGCCAACUUGACCAGAAAGACAAUCAUUCCAAACCCAAUCUGCGAUAGAUGUGCUUCAAUGGCAGAGGAUACAUUACAUGCUCUUUGGGGCUGCUCUGGUUUAAACGUGGUUUGGGAUGAUGAAAGAUGGAGCUUUCGGUCAAGGGAGGUCUUCACUGAUUUCAAGCAACUAUACGGAUGGUUAUUGGAGAAGGGGAAGCCGCUUCAUCUCUUUGCUAUCCAAGACCUGAAACAUGCUGCACAAGAACGCUGGAAUGAGAUCAGAUCAAGCAAUCCUCUGCCAAACCCGAUCAGACCACAGCCCAAGCCAAAAUGGUCAAUCCCACCACUGAACAAAUAUAAGAUAAAUUAUGAUGGAGCAAUCUCAAAGGCAGACAACAAAGCAGGGAUUGGAGUGGUUGUUCGCAACUGCAAUGGAGAGGUAAUGGCAUCCUUAAUUCAGCAAUUGGAGCAAGAUUUCCAGCCUGUGGAAGUGGAAGCCAUUGCUGCGUGCAGAGCAGUGGAGUUUGGCAGUGAGAUUGGAGUGGACUGUGCUAUUGUGGAGGGUGAUUCAGAAGUGAUAGUGAAGGCUUUGAGGAACAAUGACAAUGGAUUGACUCCUUUUGCACCACUGAUAGAUGAUGCCUCUUUAUUUUCGGGUUUGUUUUCAGAAUUGUCAUACUCUUACAUUAAGAGAGAUGGCAACAAAGUUACUCAUAGUUUAGUUAGGCUAGCUUUGACCACACCAGGUUGUACUGUGUGGAUGAAAGAUGUCCCAUCUCGCACUUUACCCUUUGUUCCGGCUGAUUUGGCCGCGCGUUGA
Molecule: messenger RNA, 1845 nt
Organism: Quercus lobata
Lineage: Eukaryota; Viridiplantae; Streptophyta; Magnoliopsida; Fagales; Fagaceae
Exons: 3
Coding region: 1-1845 (614 amino acids)
Molecular function (GO): nucleic acid binding; RNA-DNA hybrid ribonuclease activity
Source: RefSeq, a predicted model, not a curated record